Molecule: messenger RNA, 1215 nt
Organism: Archocentrus centrarchus (flier cichlid)
Lineage: Eukaryota; Metazoa; Chordata; Actinopteri; Cichliformes; Cichlidae
Product: serine/threonine-protein kinase pim-2-like
Exons: 7
Coding region: 1-1215 (404 amino acids)
Biological process (GO): protein autophosphorylation; regulation of mitotic cell cycle; negative regulation of apoptotic process
Cellular component (GO): cytoplasm
Molecular function (GO): ATP binding; protein serine/threonine kinase activity
Source: RefSeq, a predicted model, not a curated record
AUGAAGAGGAAGGACAGCACAAUACAAGGGCCCCCCAGCAAAAGGCAGAGGUGUGCCAGUGGACCCACUCAGCUGGCAUUCAAACCUGUGCCAACAAAGGCUGUCAAAAGGAAGGCCAGCACUGAAAUGGGGCUUCUGGCCUCAGAGACUCCCAGGACCGCAAACAGGGAGCGCACCUGUGACCCUUCCCCAGGCUGCAGCAGUCCAUCAGCAACCAACAGUGGGAGUGCAUUGCUCCCAUUUGCAUGUGACACCAGCACCCAACACAACCACAGGUUGGGAGAAAAUUACAGGGUGUGUGUAAAGAAGAGGAAGGCCAGCACAACACAAGGGCCCCCAGCAAAGGCAGAGGUGUUCCUCCAGUCCAUCAGCCACCAUACCAAACAGAGAGAGUGCAUCCCUCCCAUUGGCGACGUACCUGGAGCUUUACAAGCUUGGAGAAGGAGCCUUCUGUUCAGAGUAUGCUGGGUGGAGAAUGACGGACAGAUUUUCAGUGGCCAUCAAACACAUCCUGAAAGAAGAUGUGGAGUAUGCACAAGUCUUAAAUGGAAGACUUCCAUGGUCCCAUUGGAAGUUCUCCUCAUGACCAAAGUGGGAGGUGGACCAGCCUCAGGAGGCACUUCUGCAGCAGUCUCACUUCUAGACUGGUAUGACCUAGAGCAGGAGGUCCUUCUGGUCAUGGAAAGACCAUUCCCAUGUGUGAGCCUGUUGAAGUAUAUGGAGAACAGUGGUGGACCCCUGAAGGAGGAUAACAUCACAAGGCAGCUGGUGGAUGCAGCCAUAACAAUGCACACCAAAGGCAUCUUCCACGGUGACAUCAAGGCCGAAAACCUGCUCCUUGAAACCGGCUCCAGUGACCCUCGAGUGCGGGUCAUCAACUUUGGAUGUGGCUGCUUGGUACAGGAAGAGCCACACUUCAUCUUCUCUGGAACCUCAGCGUACACCCCUCCAGAGGUCUUAAUAUGCGGGAGGUAUGAAGCUGCGCCCACCACAGUAUGGCAGCUGGGUGCUCUGCUUUAUAAAAUGCUGGAUGCAGAGCAAUAUUUUUCCACCUCUGAGUUCCUCCGUGGGAGAAUUCAUUUCAACAAAGACCUCUCCCAAGACUGCCAGAAAUUUUUGGACCAGUGUUUAGCUACAAACCCAAAUCAGCGAGCCACCUUAGAGCAGAUUCAGCGGCACCCCUGGCUGCAGAAUCAAGCCCAUGUCAACACUUAA